AUGUCACCAACAUCCAUCCUCCGCCUGGCAGCCCGGCAAUGCGCCCGCCCUCCACGAUUCCACGCUCCUAAGCACCUCAUCGCGGCUCCAGCCCGCCCACUGUCCCACUCUGCGAUCCGGGCAUACCCUAGGAAGGACAGCCAGGACAAGGACAGCAUCGACACCGAAGCAACAGAGUACAGCAAGUCCGGCUCCGACGACGCGGCCGCGAGACAAGAGAAGGCUGCGUUUGAUCCCAGCACGACGGAUCCACAGCAGGAGAAGGAGAUUGCGGGGGCGGGCAACGAGGAGUCGGGAAACCCAUUGGAAGUAUCGCCUGCGAAUCCAGAGGUAUCGAAGCAGAGAGGACAGCAGGAGGGUGGUGCUGAGAGCUCUCCGGGAAAGGAGAGGCAGAGCGGAGGGGGGAGCCCGAACAAGGCUAGCAAGCCAUGA
Molecule: messenger RNA, 432 nt
Organism: Drepanopeziza brunnea f. sp. 'multigermtubi' MB_m1
Lineage: Eukaryota; Fungi; Ascomycota; Leotiomycetes; Helotiales; Drepanopezizaceae
Source: RefSeq, a predicted model, not a curated record